AUGGCUACGACCACGCCCCGUAGGACAGACGUCCUGAUAGUAGGCAGCGGCUCCGCCGGCAUCUUCGCCGCGACAUGGCUCGCGCUGUUCAACAUCCCCUUCACGAUGCUGGAGCGUCGGUCCGGGCCGCUCGAGGUGGGUCAGGCGGACGGCGUGCAGUGUCGGACGGUCGAGAUCUACGAGUCGUUUGGGGUUGCGGAAGAGCUUCUUAGGGAGGCGUAUCACAUUCUUGAGAUUGCGUUCUGGGGUGUCGAGGAUAGUGAUGGCGGGAAAGGGGGAAUCACGAGGAAGAGUAGAGCGCCGGAUAGGGAGCAGGGACUCAGCCAUUGUCCGCAUGUUAUCUUGAAUCAGGCGAGGAUGAAUUCGAUUAUGCUGGAUGUCUUGAGGGGGUUUAGGAAGGGACACGGAAAGGAAGGGGACGGAAUUGAGUAUGGAGUUGGCGUCAAGGGGGUGGAGGUUGGGGAUACUGGAGAGGAGUAUUGUUGUAAGGUCUCGGCGGAGAGGAAUGGGGUUGAGGAGGUUUGGGAAGCCAAGUAUGUUUUGGGCUGUGACGGUGCACAUUCAGUUGUGAGGAGGAGCCUUGGGUAUCAGAUGGUGGGCGAUACGACUGAUACUGUAUGGGGAGUGAUGGAUAUCUACCCCUUGACCAACUUCCCAGAUAUUCGUCGCAAGUCUACUGUUCAUUCAUCGGCAGGAAAUCUGCUCAUCAUCCCGCGUGAAGGAGGGUCGCUGGUCCGCUUCUAUAUCCAGCUGCCCCCGGGAUCCAAGGCCAAGGAUGUGAGGCUGGAGGACCUUCAGGAGACCGCAAAGAAGAUCUUCCAUCCUUACACCAUGGACUUUGCAGAUACGUACUGGUGGUCUGCGUACUCUAUUGGACAACGUCUGGCCGAUCACUUCCACAAAGACUUCCGUGUGUUCUUGACGGGAGAUGCAUGCCACACUCAUUCGCCCAAGGCAGGACAGGGAAUGAAUGUGAGUCUGCAAGAUGGGUACAAUAUCGGGUGGAAAUUGGGUCACGUCCUGAACAAGAUCGCCCCGCCGUCACUCUUGGAGACGUAUGUUUCCGAGCGCUCUAAGGUAGCCAAAGAACUUAUCGACUUCGAUCGAGAAUUCGCGAGGAUGUUCUCAUCUAAGGAGGAGCGACCCGGGCAAUUUGCUGAUCACUUCACUAUGAGUGGCAGGUACACGGCCGGAUUUGGUGUGCAUUAUGAGGACGAUCAGAUUAGUGACUCUCGGGGGAGUGACGGAAGUCUGGCAGGGAAGGUCGUGGUGGGUGCGCGGAUGCCGAGUGCGCAGUUGAUACGGUGGUGUGACUGCAAGGCUGUACAGCUAUUGAAGGUGCUAAAAAGUGACGGACGAUGGAGAGUUGUAGUGUUUGCUGGAGACAUCGCGCAGCCGACAAACAAGCAGAGGCUAGAGAAGCUGGCGACCCAACUGGGAGCAUUAACGAAACGAUUCACGCCAGCGGAGGAUGACGUUGAUAGCCUGAUCGAGCCAAUUCUGGUGUUAAAGACGAAGUUCACGGAGACUGAACAGCAUCAGAUACCUGAUUACUUCGUGCCAGUGAACGGCAAAUGGAGGAUAAGAGAUCUUCACAAGGUAUACAUCGACGACCAACACUACAACGAUGGCCACGGUGAGGCAUAUCGGACACUGGGAGUCGACCCGGCCGUUGGAGCUGUUGUGAUCAUACGGCCAGACCAAUACGUCUCCAAAGUGACGAGAAUAGAAGAUGUCAGUGGAAUCGAAUCGUUCUUCAAGGGAGCUUUGUAUGAACGGGGUGACUGA
Molecule: messenger RNA, 1788 nt
Organism: Aaosphaeria arxii CBS 175.79
Lineage: Eukaryota; Fungi; Ascomycota; Dothideomycetes; Pleosporales
Product: phenol 2-monooxygenase-like protein
Exons: 5
Coding region: 1-1788 (595 amino acids)
Molecular function (GO): FAD binding
Source: RefSeq, a predicted model, not a curated record